CUGCUUGCCUUCCGUCGGUCGGGAGUCGCCUUUCUCCCCCAUGGGCUGCCUAGCGACCUUCCUUCCCUCGGGAAAGGCGGCCGCGGUAUCGAAAGAGGAGCCCUGCUAGAGGGCGGGCGAGGGGGCGGGUCUGCCGCGCAGGCGCACUUCCUUUCCCUGCCUGGACGAUCUCGGCUGUCUUGGAAGGCGGCCCGCUUCUUCUCCCCUUUUUUUCUCGUCGGGAAGAAAACGGCACGAUGAGGCACCUCCUGUUCCGCCGCCUCUUGCAGGGCUGCCGUCGGGGCGCCCUUCCCUGUCUGCCUCUCAAUGUGUCAGGGAGUUUUGGGAGAAAACCCUUGACUGAUACGUUGCAUCAUGCAUACAGCACAGAAGGAGGAAAUGCCGGAAGGUCCCUUGGACACUAUCCAAUACCCAAUAAGAAGGAUUUGCCGUAUGACAUAGUGGAGCUCAUGGAAGAAGUAGAAGUAAAGACUGGGUUUUUGCCCAAUGUAUUUAAAGUGUUAUCUCACCGACCAGCAGAAUUUAGAGCCUUCUUUGCUUAUUACAAUGCCAUCAUGAACAAGGAGUCAGGGAAUCUAAGCAAGGCCGACAAAGAACUCAUUAUUGUAGCUACCAGUAUUGCCAAUCGGUGCCCCUACUGUGUAGUUGCACAUAGUGCCUUCCAUCGGAUAUACUCCAAAAAACCCACUCUGGCGGAUCAGGUCACCGUGAACUGGAAAAUGGCUGACCUAACUGAUCGGGAGCUGGCCAUGCUUGAAUUUGCAAUUGCUGUCUGUCAAGCAAAUAACAUUACCGAAGAGCAUUUUCAGAAGCUGGAAGCCCAUGGGUUUGACCGAGAAGAUGCCUGGGAUAUAGGCGCCAUCUCGGCCUUUUUUGCAAUGUCAAAUCGUAUAGCCCACUUCACAAAUGUGCCUCCAAACCCAGAAUUCUAUGCCAUGGGAAGAGUACCAAGAGACAAAGAGAAGACUGAAUCCUCCUAACCGACCUUGCUUGUUUUACCAGAUUUUUGCUUAAGGCUUUCCAGAUUUUUUGCAAAAAGAUUGUCUCCCAACAUUGAGGUCAUACUUGACUAGAUACAGAAUGAAUAUGGUAAGGUCCAAAUGGGCAGGUAUUGGUUUUAGUAAGAUGUACCUCACAUUCUAUUGAAUUCUUGAAAAGGAUUUCUGGUGGGAUCUCAGCUAAAAUGUGGUACACUGAAGACAUUUUGAGCCCCUGCACUUGCUGCUUAGCUUCUUUUGACUGUAAUCAGUACCAUACUGUGAUUUAUCAAUAACUUCAGGGUUAACACUUUCAUAAUGUAUUUUAUUUCUCUUAAACCUAUUUGACCCAGGACAUACUUGUUACAACAUAUCUUUUAAUGACCAAAAUUUGAAAGAAUGUUUCAUGAGACAUGACAACAAAUAUUUAGAAGGGUUGUUUCUUAAUGCCUCCCAAAGAACUGUGAUUUGCCUGUUACCUACUUUAUUGUAGCAUGAGAUAAAUACUGGUUUUCUUCAUGUUUUUAAGGUGCAAAUUUAAUCUGGCUGACUGCUUUAUACUACCGUAUUUGCCGGCGUACAAGAUGACUUUUUGGUCCUGAAAAACAUGCCUCCAAGUGGGGGGGUCAUCUUAUA
This is a messenger RNA of Pogona vitticeps (central bearded dragon), 1613 nucleotides long. RefSeq lists its product as uncharacterized. NCBI's taxonomy places the organism in Eukaryota, Metazoa, Chordata, Lepidosauria, Squamata, Agamidae. Gene Ontology annotation, molecular function: peroxiredoxin activity. The record is from RefSeq and is a predicted model, not a curated record.